CCUUGCGCUGAAUAUUGCUCUUCUGAAACUGAUUCAUUGCCCGCGUCAUUGUCGUAAGGUGUUUAUUGCCGUUGAUAUUAGCCCGUGCUAGCUGACGCAGCUGUGCUAACAUUUUGCUGGCUAAUCUCAACGAAGGACAAGACUGAUCUGAAGAUAAGAUAAAUAAACAAAAAGUGUUCCGUUUGAUUGUUACAGAAGAUAGCAUUGUUGCGUACUAAUCUGAGUUCAGCACGCAGUUUAUUAAGUAUCGGUUUAGCUGGUUAGCUUUGUGUUUAGUUUCAGUUCACUAGUACAAGGUUUGAAUAAAAAUGAUGAGUGAACUCGGUUGUGGUGUAAAACCACAGGUCACUUAUAUUCAGCUACGAAAAUCAGUUCGCUCCUGAGAUCUAGCUGUCAGUCUGUGGUGAUGUCGUCACUCCAUACAUACACGUGAGCACUUAGACGCAGUAAACCACAUUCAGGUGUAAAAUGUUUGCUAAAUUAAGCCAAAAGGUUCAUUUAGUUCAAGCAAUAACGUUUGAUUUUUCUAGAGGCGCAGCAGUUGUGAAGUUUUCACGGUACGAUAACAAGUCUAAAAUAUCACGGUCUUGUAGUAUCGUGGUAUCAACGAGCCUUUCAAAAUCAGCCACGUUUGUGCAUCCUUGUAUAAAUAAAACCCCCCUCUAGCACUACUUUGUCAGUGAUGCAUAAAUGUUUCGCUUAGUUUUUAGUCAGCAACCCUGUGUUUACCAACGAUCAGGUUAGGAGCAGCUGCAGAAGUGCUGAAUUUGUUUACAGCCAUAGUGGAUUACACAGACAAAGGCUUUUCAUUGCAGUAGCCGGUAGGAACAGAGGUGAAGCAAUACGUUUUAGGGGAGUCACAGCACCUGAGUAAGGAACUGGAUUUGAUUUUUAAAAAAUUAUUUAGAUAUAAAGUGUGUGUGAAAAUAUACAUGGUCAUAUAUAGGCGUGUUUUAAAAUGGGAAAAAAAAUCUAUUCAUGGCAAAAAAAAAAAAUGUUUUCUGCUAACUUUAAUGCCCACAUGUCACUUUUAAGCCCCUACAUCCUCUUGUGUAUCUUCUGAUUCCCUCAGUUUGUAAUAUUGUCACUAGGCUUGGCCAAUCUUUGCUCUUCAUAAUUUCUUUGCAUUAGGUCUGGAGAGUGGGAGGUAAAGGCAGAACUUUAUUUUUUAUAUAUAUCCGUUUUUUAAAAUAGAUUAAUUCUAAACAGCAUAACUGGGUAUAUUAGACCCAAAAGCUUUUGCAUUAAGGCUUUUACAUGAACACUAUAUUUGUGUGAAGAGUGAUUCGUUUUGCUUUGUAAUGGGAGGUUAGUGCACCUGCAUGGAAACUCAUCAUGCCAUUGUGAUUGAUGCAAAUUACUUUGAGGUUUUUUGUAAAUCUUCUCUCUGGAAGCCCCUGACAAAUACAACAGUUUCAGAUUCUGCUGAAGUCUUGAAGAGGUCGUAUGGUUCAUGACUUGAGCUCAACAUGUACUUCUGCCGCUGUUCUGCCCAGAAUUUAGAGUUUUAAUUAAGCCAUAUUUAGGAGGACGGACUUGAACCGGGAUUGUCGUUCAAGGUCAUUUUGUGGACCCCUGUAUCUCCUCGAAGGCUGCAGGUCCAUCAAGUGUACGUUUAUUUAAGCCAUGGCGGACGGGAGGAUCUAUGUGGGGAACCUUCCCAUGGACGUGCAGGAGAGGGACAUUGAGGACCUCUUCUUCAAAUAUGGCAAAAUUCGGGAUAUCGAGCUGAAGAACAACCGCGGGACCAUCCCCUUUGCCUUUGUUCGUUUUGAGGACCCACGGGAUGCAGAGGAUGCCGUCUAUGGAAGGAACGGAUAUGGAUUUGGAGACUGUAAGCUGCGUGUGGAAUAUCCUCGCUCCUCAGGUUCCAAAUUUGGCGGAUCAGGUGGAGGACCACGGGGAAGGUUUGGACCUCCGUCACGUAGAUCUGAGUUCCGGGUUAUUGUUACGGGCCUUCCUCCAACUGGAAGUUGGCAAGACCUUAAAGACCACAUGAGAGAGGCAGGAGAUGUGUGCUUUGCUGAUGUUCAGCGCGAUGGUGAGGGAGUGGUGGAAUUCCUUCGACGGGAAGACAUGGAGUAUGCCCUGCGUCGAUUGGACGGCACAGAGUUCAGAUCCCACCAGGGUGAGACAGCCUAUAUCAGAGUAUUGGAGGAGCGCGGCACGAGUUGGGGUCGUUCCCGUUCCCGCUCCAGGUCUCGUGGGCGGUACACUCCUCCGUACCAGAGCCGAGGUUCUCCUCCUCGCUACCGCUCCCCUCCACGCCAUAUGGCUCGUCUCAGCCCUCCCUCAAGAAGACCACCGCCUCAGCACCACAGCCCACCACCACGCCACUAUCGGUAAACGGCCAAACGAGUUCAAAUCGGUUUGAACCCAACACCUCCCUCAUGUCCUAUCUUUUAAUUUUUUUAUUAUUUUUUUUUUUUGUAAUUUACAUUCCACAAUUAAGACCACCCCAGAAAGCCUUAGUCUCUGUUCACGAGUGUCAAAAUGGUCUCGAAAGAUGGAAACGUUCCUCUUCUGGUCAAUAAUAACUGGAUAAUUCUGAUAACUGCCAGGAAGAGAGAUUUUAUCUUAUCAUUUACAACAGACAUCAUGUUUAAAAACAUUUGUCCAGCUUUGUUGUUAUUGUGGCAAAAACAGCUGUUCUUACAGAAGUUGAACUAAUCUGUUAAAUUCUUCUAAAUCCUUUCUUUUAAAUAAAA
Messenger RNA from Hemibagrus wyckioides, 2708 nucleotides. It is a transcript of the gene srsf9, whose product is annotated as serine and arginine rich splicing factor 9. Lineage: Eukaryota; Metazoa; Chordata; Actinopteri; Siluriformes; Bagridae. Gene Ontology annotation, cellular component: ribonucleoprotein complex; nucleus; cytoplasm. Gene Ontology annotation, molecular function: mRNA binding. The record is from RefSeq and is a predicted model, not a curated record. The transcript is spliced from 5 exons. The coding region runs from base 1627 to 2346 and encodes 239 amino acids.